This is a messenger RNA of Loa loa (African eye worm), 1136 nucleotides long. Its product is annotated as 4-nitrophenylphosphatase. Gene Ontology annotation, cellular component: cytoplasm. Bases 20 to 925 code for a protein of 301 amino acids. The record is from RefSeq and is a predicted model, not a curated record. Lineage: Eukaryota; Metazoa; Nematoda; Chromadorea; Rhabditida; Onchocercidae. The transcript has 5 exons. Gene Ontology annotation, molecular function: phosphatase activity.
AGUAUUGUUACUGCAAGGGAUGUCAAGAAUACAACAGGCGGACAGUCACCAGCUGAUCAAUUUGUUCGAUUCACUCCUUUUCGAUGCUGACGGUGUGCUCUGGCUUGAUGACACUCCGCUACCGGGUGCUGCCGAUUUUCUGCGACAUCUUGUAUCUGUCGGCAAAAAUGUCUUCAUAGUAACGAAUAAUUCAACUAAAACGCUGGAUGAUUAUGCGAAGAAAUGUCGACGCAUAGGCUUUGAUAUGAUAUCUGAUGACCACAUUUUAUCACCAGCUAAAGUUUUAGCUCAUAUAUUAGCCAAGGAAAAAUCCGACUUACCAGUGUAUAUUGUUGGUUCAAGUGGUUUACAAAGAGAAUUGAAAAGAGAAGGAAUAGAAAGCUUUGGAACAGGGCCCGAUCCUGUUGAGUCUUACACCAGUGCUGAAUCCAUACAACAAAUGGAUACAUCCAGAAAAGUGAGAGCUGUAGUAGUUAGUUUCGACAUACAUAUAAGCUAUCCUAAAAUAAUGAGGGCUGCAACCUAUAUCAACCAGCCAGGAGUCCGUUUUUAUGCUACCAAUCCAGACCCAAGGCUGCCUGGGCCUAUACCAGGUGUUAUUAUACCAGGAUCGGGUGUAAGUAUGAGGGCAGUGCAAACGGCUGCUGAUAAAGAACCAAUCUUAAUUGGUAAGCCCAGCAAAACAAUGUUCGAAUACAUCAAGGAGAAGUUCAAUCUCAAGACCGAAAAAUCGGUGAUAUUUGGUGACUCGUGUGAAACAGAUAUAAAAUUCGCAAAUGUGAAUGGUUUAACAUCGGUUCUGGUAGGUACUGGAGUGCAUAAUCUGGAUAAAGUGGGGGAAUUCGAAAAGCAGGGACGUGAAGAUUUGAUACCAACUUACUAUACUCCUUCUCUUAAAGUGCUUUUUGAUAUGUUACAGAAAUAGAGUAAUUUAGGUUGCUUUAAAUUUGUUAAAAGCUUCUUUUGCUGUUCUUCAUAUACCGUGAUUUGUACGGUAUUACUUAAUUUCUUCUGUUCUACCGUCUUGUUCUAAGCUUAUUCACGUAAUCCAAGUUUCUUUUUAGUAAAAUUCUCUGCGGGAAGUAGGCUUUCGACUUUACUGUUCAUGUUUAUCGCAGAUCCCACCAAUCUAAGCG